Messenger RNA from Bacidia gigantensis, 2148 nucleotides. RefSeq lists its product as uncharacterized. Lineage: Eukaryota; Fungi; Ascomycota; Lecanoromycetes; Lecanorales; Ramalinaceae. The record is from RefSeq and is a predicted model, not a curated record. Gene Ontology annotation, molecular function: branched-chain-amino-acid:2-oxoglutarate transaminase activity. The transcript has 4 exons. Gene Ontology annotation, biological process: branched-chain amino acid metabolic process. Bases 1 to 2148 code for a protein of 715 amino acids.
AUGUCCUUUCCUCCUCCGCCCUCAAACACGCUUGAUUGGGGCAAGCUUGGCUUCCAGUACCGCACGCUGAACGGCCAUAUCGAAUCCCGCUACUCCCACAAGACCAAGACAUGGACGACUCCAAAGCUAGUCCGAUCUCCCUACUUAUCCAUCCACGGCAUGUGCCCCGGGCUCAAUUAUGGUCAACAAGCCUUCGAGGGUCUUAAGGCCUUCCGCAUGCCUGCAGGCGACGACCGCAUUGCUAUCUUCCGCCCGCAGAUGAAUGCCGAACGCCUGGCUCACAGCGCUGAUAUGGUGUCAAUCCCGCCUCUACCAGAAGAUGUCUUCGUCCACUGCUGUCAACUUGUUGUCGGGUCGAACGCAGAGUUUGUUCCCCCGCAUGAGAGUCCGGCGAGCAUGUACAUUCGUCCGCUUGUCUUUGGAAGCUCGCCGCAAUUGGGACUAAAUCCUCCCGAAGAAUACACCUUCUGUGUGUUUGUGAGUCCAGUAAGCGUGUAUCAUGGCGUGAAGCCUGUUGCUGCUCUGAUCCUGGAAGAUUUCGACCGCGCGGCCCCGGAAGGCACAGGCAAUGCAAAGCUUGGGGGCAAUUACGCGCCUGUGCUAAAAUGGAGCGAGAAGGCGAGGAGUGAGGGAUUUGGGAUUACUUUGCAUUUGGAUAGUAAGACCAGAAGCGAAAUUGAUGAGUUCUCGACGAGUGGCUUUAUUGGAGUCAAGAAGUCGGAUGGAGGAGACAUCACGCUCGCCGUCCCUGAUUCGAAAUGCGUCAUCAAAAGUUUCACAAGCGAUAGCAUAUGUGAGAUUGCCAAAUCGCUGGGAUGGAAAGUCGAAUGCAGGUCGAUCAAGUAUGAGGAAUUGCCAGCAUUCUCGGAGGUCAUGGCAGCAGGCACUGCGGCUGCUUUAGUACCCGUGAACUCGAUCACCAUGAAGUCCAAGGGUGAUAAGUUCUCAUACAACGGAGGGGGAGAUGAGCCCGGCCCAGUAAUGCUGAAACUCCUCGACACUCUGAGGGGAAUACAAAGUGGAAGGAUCAAGGACUCUUUCGGAUGGCGCAAAUACGUGGACAAACCCAAGGAUUACGAAAAAGAAAAUGAUGCGGUGAACGAACAGAAGUAUCAAGGCACACUUUAUAAGCAGAAACCAUCCAAAAAAUCAGUCAAGAUCGCCCCAAUCGAGUCUUCAAUAUCGCGAGCCGCCUACGUUGAAGAUGCGCCAGAUCCAGACACAGGGAAUGGUAUCGUGAUCGUCGAACCACCUCCAGAAGCCCCCGUACCACCCCCAGCGGUUUUAGAACAACCAAAUGUCAACGUGUUCGAUUUCCUUGUCACUGACGAAACCCCAAAUGCCUCGCGAGUCUCCCUCGUCCCGGGAGGCCAGAACGGAAUGGACUACACGCCUUCGGUGAUAGGCUCGGAGAUCAGCCGAAAAAAGUCGAGCACCGUACAUGAUCCACAAUACGAAAAGCACGGGUUCUCGUAUGGCACGGAAGCAUUGCCUGCAACGCACAAGAAAGAGAACGCACACUUCGAAUACAUCACUCCGGCAUCAAAAGAGCUGCGCAAGCAACUAGAAAAAACCGAAGGCAGAUCCACAGAUAAAAAGCGCAAACGCCUCCAAGUCGAAGAACUAGAUCUUUCCGUCGCGCGCCGCCCUUCACAAGAGUCCUCAGACGCUAUCAUGUCCGACGCUCCUCCCGCGGUCCUCCACUCCGGCCUGACAGGAGGCCUGAACCGGCUCCUCUCAAAAUCCAAAUUCCCUCCAAGCCCAGAUUACUCCAACGAUCCCCCCAGUCCAGUCAAGCGCUCGAAAUCCGCAUCGACAUCCCAAGCUCUGGUGAAAAAAGACCGCGAUCGCGACCACAGUAAAUCCACCGCGCGCUCCACCUCCAACGCGCUUGUAAAAGUACGCAAGCGGCGCACAUCCGACGAGUCACGCCCGCGCAAGAAAAAGAGACAUCACACCUCCCACAAUGACGACGAGUCAUCUACUCACCGCCGCAAGAAGCAUAGGCCAAAAGCCAUUGAAUACCCAUCAUCUCAGGCACCCGAGGACUCUCAGCAGCAGUUGGUGGUCUUCAAGACAAGAGCAGAGUUCUUCAUGUCGUUGGUGACGAAGGGGGAGGAGAGCGAGAGAGGGGAUGAGUAUGCAUAA